AUGUCUGUUAUGCUAGACAACACUUCAGCCCGGCUCUUUCAGACUACACGCACUGUGUUUCAAACCGGCUGCCAGCGCCUCAUUGACGACAUCUUGCACAAUGGAUUAUCGCUUGAGCAUGAACUCAAUGGUAGAGUGGGUCAGCUCCAUCUGUCAUUGGAGCAACUGAAACGAGCCGGACGGAUGAUGGUCAUUGAUUGCUCGACAAAUGAGCUUGUGCGUGUUGUCCCUAUUGGAUUUUUCACCGUUCUGAUCGAUCGCCCCGGACUGGACCCAAUGUCCGAGUUUGACUGGGCCUGUAUUUACACCUCUGACACUUUGAAUAUGCUGACUGGUGACUUUAUGCGACACAGGGAGCCCACUGAUGUUGCCCGGAACCUUGAGACCCAGUCAUUGCUCUGGGACUUAAGCAUGCCUUUCCCGGUGACAAUUCCUCACGCUGAGGAUUCCGCCCCAGAGCCAUAUGUGAAUGCUCUGCAGAUCCCUCCUGCUGCUAGUAUGGCUCGUAUGAACUCUCGGAUUCCAGUGAGGCCUCGCCCUGCCCCUCCUGUCGACACCUAUUCGACCUAUAACCGGCCUGUUCCUGGACCUUACCCCCCCUGCUUUGCCCCCACAACCUGUACCUGA
This is a messenger RNA of Penicillium crustosum, 627 nucleotides long. RefSeq lists its product as uncharacterized. The transcript has a single exon. Bases 1 to 627 code for a protein of 208 amino acids. The record is from RefSeq and is a predicted model, not a curated record. Lineage: Eukaryota; Fungi; Ascomycota; Eurotiomycetes; Eurotiales; Aspergillaceae.